This is a messenger RNA of Dichomitus squalens LYAD-421 SS1, 1110 nucleotides long. RefSeq names its product exosome complex exonuclease rrp4. Gene Ontology annotation, biological process: exonucleolytic trimming to generate mature 3'-end of 5.8S rRNA from tricistronic rRNA transcript (SSU-rRNA, 5.8S rRNA, LSU-rRNA); U4 snRNA 3'-end processing; nuclear polyadenylation-dependent rRNA catabolic process. Gene Ontology annotation, molecular function: RNA binding. The coding region runs from base 111 to 1070 and encodes 319 amino acids. The transcript has 7 exons. The record is from RefSeq and is a predicted model, not a curated record. Lineage: Eukaryota; Fungi; Basidiomycota; Agaricomycetes; Polyporales; Polyporaceae. Gene Ontology annotation, cellular component: cytoplasmic exosome (RNase complex); nuclear exosome (RNase complex).
UCUGGUGCCGCGCUAUCAAAUCGAUACCUGCUAAGCUCACAACAGACCACGCUAGUGCAAAAAGUCCAUCAAUACUGCUAUACCCGUCACGAGCCUUCAUCAAGUUCACGAUGAUUUCAUUCGCGUCCUUCCCUUCAACUUCCGAAGCAUAUGGGAGGUAUGGCAACACUAGACAUCACCCAGAUGUCGAAGACGACGUGCACAUGGACCUUGAUGAGGACGAUUUUGAGGAGAAUGUACAAAGAUUGACGGUACCGGGAGAGUCCAUCACGUCUUCACAUGCUUUUAUGCGAGGUCAUGGAACAUACGUUGACAACGACGAAGUCAUCGCUUCCGUUGCUGGAACUGUGGAGCGCGUGAACAAGCUCAUUACUGUGCGCGCGGUACGCAGCAGAUACAACCCCGAGGUCGGAGACUUAGUGGUCGGGCGAAUAACUGAGGUACAACCACGUCGAUGGAAGGUGGACGCGAAUUCGCGACAAGACGCAGUUCUCAUGCUGUCGUCUGUAAACCUCCCCGGAGGUGUUCAGCGCAGGAAACUGGAGAGCGACGAGCUGCAAAUGCGCACAUUCUUCGAAGAGGGCGACUUGUUAGUCGCUGAGGUGCAGGCUUUCUUCUCUGACGGUGCAAUGUCCCUCCACACGCGUUCGCUACGAUACGGCAAGCUUCGGAACGGACAACUGGUAACCGUCCCGCCAAUAUUGAUUCGGAGACUGAAGUCGCACUUUGUCUCUUUACCCUGCGGAGUGGACCUGAUUCUCGGGUUAAACGGCUACAUUUGGGUCAGCAAGCACGUGAAACAGAGCGAGCAAGAGGGCGAGGAGGGAUUUGAUGCGGAGGCCGUGUACUCGAACAAGAACGAUGAUAUUGACGAGGCCACACGCGCCGCGAUAUCACGCGUCAGCAAUAUCAUUAAGAUACUGGCGGCACACUUCGUCCCGCUGACGGACUCCGUACUAUUGGAGGCUUACGAGUGGGCCGUCGAGCAGGAGAGCAGUGUAAAGGACCUCCUCCUUGACGAUGUAGGGGAGAACUUGGUAGCGAGUUUGGGUUCAGGCUUGCGGCAAUAAACGUUUAACCACAAAAUUGUGGUUGUGCAUUCAAAGUCGG